Pediculus humanus corporis (human body louse) is the source of this 429-nucleotide messenger RNA. RefSeq lists its product as uncharacterized. Gene Ontology annotation, biological process: axon guidance. The record is from RefSeq and is a predicted model, not a curated record. Lineage: Eukaryota; Metazoa; Arthropoda; Insecta; Psocodea; Pediculidae. The coding region runs from base 1 to 429 and encodes 142 amino acids. The transcript has 2 exons.
AUGAUAGUAAACGGUACAAUAUUUCAAAUAUCAGAAAUACAAAACAAACCGCCGCAAUACGAACAAUUAUUAGCCGACGUAUGGGUCGGCAUAGUAUUGACAUUAUUAUUAUUAAGUUGUGUUUGUUGCAUGUGUUCGUGUUUGUUGUAUCAUAAAUUUCAACAGUGGAAAAGAUCAGCACUUAGAAGUAACGAUGAACUUGACGUCACUUCAUCAAGCGGAAUGAACGUGGAUUGCGAAUCGUUACCUAGUUACACGAUGGCAUCAGGUUUACCAACAUACGAAGAAGCCGUACAACAAAUGGAUAAAAAAUCAGAAAAAUCAUCCGAUAAUAAUUUAUUUAAAUCAUCGGAACAGUGGCAAAAUAUAGAAAAUAAAAAUUCCUCAGUUUUUGAUUAUUUUCAAAGUUUAACAAUGGAAAAAACAUGA